Messenger RNA from Penicillium lagena, 1911 nucleotides. RefSeq lists its product as uncharacterized. NCBI's taxonomy places the organism in Eukaryota, Fungi, Ascomycota, Eurotiomycetes, Eurotiales, Aspergillaceae. The transcript has a single exon. Bases 1 to 1911 code for a protein of 636 amino acids. The record is from RefSeq and is a predicted model, not a curated record.
AUGGCUCGCCGCGAUCCCCUUCCACUCGCAGACGAGUGGAAGGACCCAGAUACAUAUAUCGAUGCCCUCCUGUCCUUCGCGACCUCGUCCGUCCAGUUCAUGAACCUGUGCGGCGGCGUGCACAUCCUCGACUUUCUGACGCGCGAACCCGAUCUAUACACUACCCUCUUGCCCGAAGACUGGCGCACAUUCUUUGAAGCUCAUGGCAUUCACGACAUUCUCCAUUUACUCCUGCGAGAAGACAUUGAGCCGUUGCGCAAGCAACCCAGUGUCAAUCCCACAUGGAACGGAGGCGCGUUCCCUCCCCAGACACUUCUGGACUACAUACAUGACAUUCGCCGACUGAGUCUUCGGCGGGAGUUUACAACUCCAGCACAGAGUAGCCCACUGCCUCGACAUCUUGAGGUGGGAAUGAAAAAGAAGAAAAUACACGAGGUCGAGAACUUCUCACGCUAUGUCGGGUCUCUGUCCGAUACCGUGGAAGAGCAUCGUGGCGAACCGGUGUCACAUAUUGUUGACUUUGGAUCCGGGCAGAACUAUCUCGGGCGGACACUGGCCAGCGCGCCGUACCAUAAACAUAUUAUCGCCAUUGAACGACGACACCAAUAUAUCAGCGGGGCCAAAGGCAUGGAUGUUCACGCCAAACUGGCGGCCAAGAAGAAAAUCAUCUACGUGAAUACCCGCAAGACGUCCUGCAAUGACUGCAAUGGUUCACCUGAGGUGUCUUCAGAAGAGAAAGUAAAUGUCUCGAAGCCAGAAGACGCGGACCCACAGAAACCAGCCGAGGAGAGAGACACUGCUGGAGAUGAGGACAUCACUAUGUUCAAAAUGCUGGGGGAGAUCAGCUUGGAACCGGAUGAGCUGCUGGGCAGUAUCAGGAAGAACAAACCAAAAAAGAAAGUUGAGAAGCCAAAGAGGGCCGAUGCCCGAGGCCACCUCAGUUAUAUCGAACACGAGAUUCAGGAUGGAUAUUUGCAACCGAUCAUCCAACAUGUUGUCGAUCCUUCACCAGUGGUGGCCGAGAAUGGAACAAGCGAUGAAAUUACAGUGCAGGUCGACGAAAAGAGACAAAGCAACGCCCGAGUCAUGGUUGUAUCUUUACAUUCAUGCGGCAAUCUCGUCCACCAUGGUGUACGAUCUCUGGUGAUGAACCCAUCUGUCGUAGCCAUUGCCAUGAUCGGCUGCUGCUACAAUCUGCUGACUGAACGACUCGGCCCGGCUACCUACAAGCUUCCUAUCCUGCGAUCCCUUCAUCCGCGGCUUAAAGAAACAGGGACCUCUUACGACCCGCACGGAUUUCCUAUCUCCAAAUUGUACGAGGACUAUGAGCACAGCGGCGGUAAGGGCAUGAAACUCAACAUUACGGCGCGUGCUCUGGCCGUCCAAGCGCCCUACAAUUGGGGCCAUGACGACAGCGAGGGAUUCUUCACGCGCAACUUUUACCGAGCCCUCCUGCAGCGUAUCCUGGUCGACCGCAACGUUGUGCCGAAGCCCGGCAACCCGACAGACCUAUACGGAGAUCAGCCAGGGCGGGGCGAGGCCGGCACCACAGCGUUGAUCGUCGGAUCUCUGCGCAAGGCCGCCUUUGAAUCCUUCACCACGUACGUGCGUGCGGCAGUCGCUAGACUGAGCCGCGACGAAAUCCACGGUGCCAAGGUACAGGAACAGCUGGGCAGCAUGUCCGAUGAAGAUAUUCACCGCUACGAGACCGAGUACUCUCGUACGAGAAAGAAUCUCAGCGUGGUGUGGAGUCUGCUGGCGUUUAGCGCGCAGGUUGUCGAGGCGAUUAUCGUCGUGGACCGCUGGCAGUUCUUGCGGGAGCAUGACGAGGUCAAGGAGUGUUGGGUUGAGCCGGUGUUUGAUUAUGGGUAUAGUCCUCGGAACUUGGCUGUUGUUGGGAUCAAGAAGUGA